Thyridium curvatum is the source of this 3627-nucleotide messenger RNA. RefSeq lists its product as uncharacterized. Gene Ontology annotation, molecular function: protein kinase activity; ATP binding. The coding region runs from base 1 to 3627 and encodes 1208 amino acids. The transcript has 2 exons. NCBI's taxonomy places the organism in Eukaryota, Fungi, Ascomycota, Sordariomycetes, Thyridiales, Thyridiaceae. Gene Ontology annotation, biological process: mitotic spindle assembly checkpoint signaling; protein phosphorylation; meiotic sister chromatid cohesion, centromeric. The record is from RefSeq and is a predicted model, not a curated record.
AUGUCGGCGUCCGACGAUCUGAUCAACUUUGAUGUGAUCGAGGCGCAGAAGGAGAACAUCCAGUCCCUACCCAGCGGACGGUCGGCAAAGAAGCUCGUCGACCUCUUCUCGCCCUCGCCGCUGCAGAAGCUGGCGACGCCCACUCCCACAGACACCAAGAACGUCAAUGACGCCGUGCGCGCGGAGUUUGAAGAAGAGGUCGCAAACAUCUCCGAGUCGGAUGACCCUCUCGAUGUCUACGACCGCUACGUACGCUGGACCCUAGACGCGUACCCUUCAGCCCAGGCUACGCCUCAGUCGCAACUACACACCCUGCUCGAGCGCGCCACAAAGGCAUUCAUCGGCUCAAAUCAAUACAAAAAUGACCCGCGCUAUUUGAAGCUCUGGCUGCACUAUAUCCACUUCUUUUCAGACGCCCCGCGCGAGACCUACAUGUACCUGUCGCGCCACGGCAUUGGCGAGACUCUCGCCCUCUUCUACGAGGAAUAUGCCGAAUGGCUCGAAGGCGCCGGACGCUGGGCGCAGGCGGACGAGGUCUACAAGUUGGGCAUCGAGCGCGAUGCACGGCCGCAGCAGAGACUGAUCCGCAAAUUUGGCGAGUUUGAGCAGCGCAAGGCUCAACAGCCAGACGCAGAUCUCGAGGCACCUUCCUCGCCAGCCCUCCCCACCGUCCGACCCGCCCUGGCUGCCAAGGUCGAUCCGUUCUCCGCGGCGGCAGCGGCGACCAGAGAUCCCCAAGCACCGAGGCAGGGCAACGGUAUCGGCGGAGCAGCUGCCAAGUCCGGCCGCGCCAAGAUGGCCAUCUUUUCCGACGCCUCGGCCUCCGCACCGGCCAUGUCAUCGCGUGGACCCGGCUCAAAGGGGUGGGACUCGAUCGGAUCCCUGGCAGACCGGAAGAAGGAGAACACAGUGGCGCCGACCCCGUGGGCGGGAGAGACGCUCAACGCGGGAGGGAAGAAGAGCUCAACCAAGAUGGCGAUUUUCAGGGAUCCGUCAUUAGCAAAGUCACACAUUACCAUUCACCCUUCGCAAUAUCAAGUGACUGUGAAUCCGAACGGCAAAAAGGAGCGUGUGUUUGUCGACCUCCGCGCCGUGUAUCCCACGCCGGAGGAGCCCGGCUCCGAGCUGAGUUUUGAGGAGAUUUGGGCCGAGAGGCGCGGCCUGCUACAUGGCGUUCCCGAGGAGAUGCCCGAAUUUAUGGACGAGAACGCAUUGAUGCAUGAUGAGAAUGCCAUGAUGCACGAUGAAAACGCGCCACCUAAAAUGGCCGUACUCGCAGACGCCGUCGCGACAAAGCUCGUCAUCCAUCAUGAUGUUGUUCAGCUUGACGAGAAUGGAGCGAUCAAGAACGACCAGCCGGUCUCGAAGCCCAAGAAGAAGAAGGUGAUAGAGGUGAACGAGACCCAGGUCAUCAAGGCAAAGCUGGACUCUCCUUCAGGGCCAAAGAUCAAGAAACGAGGCUCGUCCAACUCGGAGCCUACCAUGACAAUGCAUACCAGGGCAGCCACGGACGAUAUCUACGAGAUCUUUAACCAGCCACUGAAGCCAGCCGGCCUCGAAGAAGAGGAAGAUAGUACUUCAGACGACGACUACGAGACCGAUGGUGACUACACUAGCGGUGCGGAGAGCACCGGUACGACUCGACAGAUCAGUACGAGUGAGGCAGGAGACGACGAGGAUGACGACGGCGAUGAAGUUGGCGAGGCAGAGGCUUUUGAGGCGGACGAUACAUCAGACGUGAAGAGUGUGAGCGAGUGGUCUGACUUUACAGCGCGAAAGCACAUUCCGAAUGUGGAUGACCCUGAAGUCGACGACACUCGCGCCUCACAAUUUAGUUCAGCAGAUGAUCAGGGUCAGGACCACUCUUCUGAAGCAGCCUCACAGGAACCUGAGGAGAAACAUGACGACGAGGAGGAGGAUGAGGAGGAGCAAGCAGUCACUCCUGUUACUGAAGAUUUCCCCCCUCCUAGGCCACGGACUACCUUCAUUCCUAUCCCUCCCGAAGACUACGUUCCUCCGACCAGGCCGUACAGAGACCCGGCAGAGGUGGCCAAUAACCGCUUGCCCUUCAUGACGCCCAUCACGGAACGGACCGAGUCAUCGCUCGAGAUAGAACCCGAGUAUGACGACCAGCACUUCGACGCAAAGACUCCCAGUAAGAGGUAUGGAGAUGCGUCAACGCCCGACAGCCUCGACUCUGAGCCGCUGAGCAGUCCCUUGCGUGAGAUUGUCAACGAGGCUCUCCCUCUUCCCAAGAUCCCCCAGCCUCUACUACAAAAGACGGUAAAGCCGGCGACUGUUAAGCCCACCAUUCCAAAGGGACCGAUCGUCAAGGAGCUGCAGUGCAAUCCUGUUGACGAUGCUGUUCGCCUCGAAAUUCUGGCAAACAUGCAGCCCCCCCUGUCUUCCUACCAAGGCUUCUACGACCACCGGGAAGAGAAGUACGAGAAGGGCUCCGAGAUCCGCAAGUAUGCCAAGGCGAUGACCAAGGCACGCAGCGGCGACCGCUCCAGCGGCGCGGGCGUUCCCAUCGCCGUCCAAUUCCCCGACGUCCACACUCGUUACACCAUCCGCAAGGAGCUGGGCGCCGGUGCUUUCGCGCCCGUCUAUCUCGUUGAGAACUCCCACCCGGGAUGUCAGGAAGAGCCUACGGAGGCCCCGGCCGCCAUGGGCAAAGGUGCCUUUGCCGUCGCCCACACCCGCCGCUCGACGCUCGAAGCCCUCAAGAUGGAGGACCCGCCGACACCUUGGGAGUUCCACAUGAUGCGCCUCGCCCACACCCGCCUGGGCCCGCAGCACCGCGCCGCGGCAUCUCUGUCGCCGGCGCUCGAGCUCCACCUCUACCAGGACGAGACCUUCCUCUUCCUGCCCUACUACCCGCACGGCACGCUGCUCGACGUCGUCAAUCUGUUCCGCGCCGAGUCGCCGGGCAGCGUCAUGGACGAGACGCUGGCCAUGUUCUUCACCAUCGAGCUGCUGCGCACCGUCGAGGCCCUGCACGCCAAGCAGAUCCUGCACGGCGACCUCAAGGCCGACAACUGCCUGCUGCGUCUCGACUCGCUCUCGCCCUGGGCCGCCGACGGCCAGCUCAGCAGCCAGUGGCACGCGGACGGGUCGGGCGGCUGGGGCGCGCGCGGCGUCGUCCUCAUCGACUUUGGCCGCGCCAUCGACAUGCGCUGCUUCGCGCCCGACGUGCAGUUCGUCGCCGACUGGAAGACCUCGGCGGCCGACUGCGCCGAGAUGCGCGAGGGCCGGCCCUGGACCUGGCAGAUCGACUACCACGGCCUGGCGGGCACGGUGCACUGCCUCCUCUUCGGCAAGUACAUCGAGACGGUGCGGUGCGACAACGGCGGCCUCGGCGCGGGGGGCCGCAGGUACCGCGUGCGCGAGAGCCUGAAGCGGUACUGGCAGACGGAGCUGUGGGGCGAGCUGUUCGACCUGCUGCUCAACCCCGGCGCCGCGGCGGCCGCGGCCGGCGGCGAGGAGGGCCAGCGGAUGCCGGUGCUGCGGGGGAUGAGGAGGGUGCGGGAGAGCAUGGAGCGGUGGCUCGAGGAGAACUGCGAGAGGGGGGUCGGCCUCAAGAGCCUGAUGGCGAAGGUGGAGGGCUGGGCCAAGGGCAAGAGGUAG